Messenger RNA from Knipowitschia caucasica, 852 nucleotides. The record is from the annotation of a GenBank genome assembly. NCBI's taxonomy places the organism in Eukaryota, Metazoa, Chordata, Actinopteri, Gobiiformes, Gobiidae.
AUGGGAUUUGACAGGAAUAGAGCUGAGAGAGCUGUGGCCAACACUGGAAACCAGGGAAUUGAACAGGCUAUGGACUGGUUAAUGGAGCAUGAAAAUGACCCAGAUAUCGAUGAGCCUUUUGUGCCACCUACAGAAAAUGUCCUUGGAGGCACAGCAGAGACACCUAGUUCAGAAAUGGCAGAUUUUGAUCCUGGGGAAGAGAUCGCAGGUGGAGAAAUCACUAAUCCUGAUGGUUCCAAACGGCCAAUGACGGAAGAGGAGAAAAGAGAACAAGUUAAAAGACUUGAGGAACUGAUGCGAAUCAAGCAAGCCGAGAGGAGGGAGCGUGAAAAGGCAGAGGAGAUCGAAAGGGAAAAGACGCGAAGGAAACACGGACAAGAGCUGCAGCAAAUUCGCCAAAAGAUACAAGAUGAUGACAUGAAGAAAUUAGCAGAUCAACGGAGGAAAGAGAAGAUGGAAGACAAACUAGCCAGACAAAGAGUUAAAGAUAAAAUUGCAAGGGACAGAGAAGAAAGAGCUCAAAAGUUUGGGGGUGGUGCGUCAUCGUCCCAGGUGCCAAGUCCGACAUCACCCACUGGUCAGGGUCCUCCGCCCACAAAACGAGAGUAUGAUGAGUCCCGGAUACAGAUCCGUCUGCUUGAUGGCUCCACGAUCACCGCAUCCUUUAAAGCCCAGGAGCCUUUGGCAGCCGUCCGUGUGUACGUACAAAUUAACGGAAAUACACCAGAAGGUCAGGACUUCGGUCUUCUGUCACCGUAUCCCCGUCACCUCUACACAGAGCUGGAUAUGGAGAAGCCACUUAAAGAAUUAGGUUUAGUGCCUUCAGCUGUGUUGGUUGUUAUAAAGAAGUAA